AAUAAUAAUAAUAAUGGUAAUUAUAAUCAUUAUAAUAAUCACAAUCAUCAUAAUAAUAAUCAUAAUAAUCAUAAUAAUGACGACGACGAUGGCUUCAACGGGGGACGCUUCGAGCUGAACACGUGUGUUGCUCUGUUACUCGCGCGUGUCUGUGAAGCGACUCGCUGUCAAUCAAGUCGUUGGUCGCAGCUGUGGUUCAGUGGUUCAGAGAGCAGACGUCGAGCUGCUCGGUCUCUGCCCCGUGACAUGCCGGCGUCUGUGCAGGACCCCGCUCUCCUCUCCAAGUCCAGGCUCAGGUCGGACUUGGUCGCCCACAAUGUGAAGCUGCCUCCCGCCAAGAGCCGCAAGGAGGUCUACGUGGAGUUGUACCGGAGACACGUGGCUCGGAAACACGCGGCAGAGUUCUCCAGCGACGACGACGACGACGAGGAGGAGGAGGAGGAGGAGGAGGAGCGGGACGAUGAAGCUGACAAGGGGGGGAGUCCAGAGGACGCAGCGAUGCCCGACCUGAGCGAAAUAGGAGUCCCGCUGCCGUGUUCCCCCCUCCUCCAAAAAACCACUGAUAACUACAAACUGCUGUUAGCCUCCACCAGGGCCUUGUACGAGAAGAAGCUCUGCAAACUGCUUCAGCCUGACGGACGUGACCAACUAAACGGAGCAGAGAUACUGUACUCAGACAGUGAAGAAGAGGAAGAAAAGAAGGGGGAAGACGACGACGAUGAUGAUGAUGAUGAUGAUGAUGAUGAUGAUGCAGAGUCAGGUGCUGAAGAAGAAGAACAGGAACCGGUUGAACGGUCGGACCAGGCCCAGGACGAGAGCCGCCAGAGCGGUGGUUUUUCUUACCCACAGUGCUUUGUACCGUCAUCACGACUGCAGGCUCGUGCUCCUAGAAACAGGGCGGCUGGUCCCAAGUGGAAUUCAGGGAAUGCGUUGAAGUCAUCAGAGCGGAGUCGGCCUCGCGGCCCACAGAUUCCUGUAGGAAUUAGCAGAGCAUCCUCUGUAGAUCAACGCUCGGGAUUAGGAUCAGCGCUCCCCGAAAAGCCUGCGAAAGAUACUUUCAAGGACUUGCUUCCGGCUGAGACCACACCCACAGGGAUCUACGCCACUCGCCGCAGGCCCAUCAGGGGGGCAGCGGGGAGGCCUGUUCAGUACCUGUACCCCGACACUCCUGUCAGUCCCACGAGCCUGGAGCGCCGAGAGGUGGAGCGUCGCCUUGUUCCCCUCCACAUACAGAUUGUGGUCUUCCUCAUCGUGACGUGCCUCCUCUACCUCAUUUUUGUUUGUGUUGAUGAAAACUCAAUCAGUCCGUUGGUGGCGUUACUCGACGGUCCGAACCAGGGGUCAGACAGUGAGGGGGCACACGACACGCCUUCUGAUCAUGAGUGAUUUUACUUUUUUUAACUGUCUACCUUGAAUUGACAAAAAAAAAGCAUUUUUGUCGAUGACUCUGUCCUGGGUUGUCUUCAGAGAGCACAUUAACUUAAACACGUAUUUACUGUUUGUCUGUAUGGAUGCAAACCUCCAAGUCUAGUUUGACAAUAUUUAUGUUUUGCUCAGAGACGUAUCGCUAUCGUUAAAACAACCACGUGGACAUAGAGAUGCUACAAAGAGCUGGAUAUUUUGACAAAUGUAUAAAAUAAUGAGAAAGGUGCUAUUUGUGUAACCUGAUGUCUUUUCAAGGAAUCAGUGUCAAGGUUUGUCUUCGAUGUGCAUAGUUAGUUUUUUUAAAUAUUUGAAUCUUACUUCAAUAAAGGAUUUCUUGCGUCGUACUUUUUUGUGUGCAACUGCAUGAUUCUAAAGCGAAAAAGAAUUAAAUCAAUUUCUUCCCUCCACCCAGGAGGUGACAUCUUCA
This is a messenger RNA of Scophthalmus maximus (turbot), 1852 nucleotides long. RefSeq names its product LEM domain containing 1 (gene lemd1). The transcript is spliced from 8 exons. The record is from RefSeq and is a predicted model, not a curated record. Gene Ontology annotation, molecular function: DNA binding. The coding region runs from base 247 to 1386 and encodes 379 amino acids. Lineage: Eukaryota; Metazoa; Chordata; Actinopteri; Pleuronectiformes; Scophthalmidae.